UCACAAAAGCAAAAUUUUAGGUUACGUGAUAGAAAUUCCUCUUAUUUUAUAGAUUUAAGAAAACCUAGGAUGUAAAAACAAUAAAAUACCCCAAAAAUGUCUUUAUUACGUCGUACACAGCGCUUGCUGAAUUUAUCCAGUAAAUAUGUAUCCAGAAAUUGUCGAUGUUUAUCAGACGGCACUCAACUAACUUCAAGACGUGAUAAAAUAAAACAGGGGCCUAGCCUAAAGGAAUUUAUAAUUGGAGACUCAGAGCCCGUCCUUCUAGAUAGGCCUCAUAUUCCAUAUUUACCAGAAAAUGUAACAUUUGGUUCAAACCGCAAAGUAUAUUUCGAUGUGUAUGGAUGUCAAAUGAACUUGAAUGAUACGGAGAUUGUUUGGUCUAUUUUAAAGAAAGAGGGUUUCGAGAAGACGGAAAUUGAGGAGGAAGCGGAUAUAUUCCUGGUAAUGACGUGUGCGAUCAGGGAAGGGGCUGAGAGUAAGAUAUGGCACCGUUUAGAUCACCUUAGAGGGUUCAAAAGACGUCGGGCGCAGAAGAACAAGGAUAGGCCAGUUAAAAUUGGUUUGCUGGGCUGUAUGGCAGAGCGGCUGAAGACCAAACUUAUUGAAAAAGAAAAAGCUGUUGAUGUUGUGGCUGGGCCUGAUAGCUACCGGGACUUGCCGCGGCUGCUAGCUUUAACAGAAAGUGGCCAAACUGCUGUCAAUGUGCUACUGUCCUUGGACGAGACAUAUGCGGAUGUGAUGCCAGUGAGACUCAACCAAGAUAGUGUCUCUGCCUUCAUCUCCAUAAUGCGUGGCUGCGACAACAUGUGUACAUACUGCAUAGUGCCGUUCACCCGCGGCCGCGAGCGCUCCCGACCGCUACGUUCCAUAGUGGACGAGGCACGGUUACUCGCAGACCGCGGUGUUAAGGAGAUCACGUUGCUAGGGCAGAAUGUGAACAGCUAUAGAGACACGAGGGAAAAUCCGGAGGAUAAGGAGAGGCUAGAUACGCAGUUAGCGAAAGGGUUCAAAACAGUAUAUAAGUCAAAGAAAGGCGGACUUCGCUUUGCGGACCUUUUGGAUGAAGUAUCAGCCGCCGUCCCAGAUAUGCGUGUGAGGUUCACCGCGGCGCACCCCAAGGAUUUUCCUGACGAGGUGUUACAAGUGAUCAGCGAGCGGCCGAACAUCUGCAAGCUGCUGCACUUGCCGGCGCAGUCGGGCUCCACUACCGUGCUGGAGAGGAUGAGGCGCGGGUACUCCAGGGAAGCCUACUUGCAACUUGUCGACCACGUCAAAAAUACCAUCCCAGGAGUGGGUUUGUCCACCGACAUGAUCUGUGGGUUCUGUGGGGAGACCGACGAGGAAUUUGAAGAAACCAUGACGCUGAUGCAGGAGGUCGAUUAUAAUAUCGCCUUUCUGUUCCCUUACAGCAUGAGAGAGAAAACCGCCGCCCACCGCCGCUAUAAAGACGACGUGCCCGACUCCAUCAAAAAACUGCGUCACAACCGAAUGAUUCAACUGUACCGAACCAAGAGCCAAGCUCUCAACCAAUCAGAGAUCGGGAACACACAUCUCGUCCUAAUCGAGGGGACUGCACCUAAAACGGGACAGUUGUUGGGAAGAAAUGAGUUCUACAUGAAAGUUGUUUUUGAUCAAUGUGAGAUUGAGAGUCAAGAUGGUGGGAGAGUUAAUAUGAAACCGGGGGAUUUUGUGGCGGUGAGAAUAACGGGGGCGAAAUCGUCUGUGUUGACUGGGGUACCGAUGUAUCAUAGUAGUGUUAGGGAGUUUUAUAGAGAUGUGAGUUGGGGAGAAAGACAUAUGCUUAGAGUGUAAAAUAUAUACACGGUAGCUAAAAAAUAAGUGCAUUCCCGUUGCCAGGGAGGUUUUGGGAUCAUACUGAGCAACUUUUACUAUGGGACCAACCCCGAAAUCAUUUUGGCUGGUCCAUUUUCUAUGGGAGAGUAAUUUUUUUACUCGAUUUCGUUG
Cydia strobilella is the source of this 1968-nucleotide messenger RNA. RefSeq names its product CDK5RAP1-like protein. The record is from RefSeq and is a predicted model, not a curated record. Gene Ontology annotation, cellular component: mitochondrion. Bases 97 to 1815 code for a protein of 572 amino acids. Gene Ontology annotation, molecular function: 4 iron, 4 sulfur cluster binding; methylthiotransferase activity. NCBI's taxonomy places the organism in Eukaryota, Metazoa, Arthropoda, Insecta, Lepidoptera, Tortricidae. The transcript is spliced from 7 exons. Gene Ontology annotation, biological process: negative regulation of cyclin-dependent protein serine/threonine kinase activity; tRNA modification.